CUAAAAGAAAAUCAGAAUCACUUUAUAGAACAUGGUACCAAAAGAGUGUUGAAUUAUCAAAAUAUGGAUCAGUUAAACUUUACAAGCUUUUGCAACAAGUAAAAAGUUAUCAUAAACAAUAUGAUAAUGUGAAAAAGCAAGCAAAAGAUGCUGAAAUACUUUAUCUUAGAUGUAAAAAUGUUCAAAAAAAAGCUGUUCCACCUAAAGAAAAACUCAUUAGUGUAGAAACUCUUCUACCUAAAGAAAAACUUGUCAAUAUAAAUUUAAAAACUCCUACUAAAUUGAAGUAA
Scutellospora calospora is the source of this 290-nucleotide messenger RNA. NCBI's taxonomy places the organism in Eukaryota, Fungi, Glomeromycota, Glomeromycetes, Diversisporales, Gigasporaceae. The record is from the annotation of a GenBank genome assembly.